Molecule: messenger RNA, 858 nt
Organism: Ostreococcus tauri
Lineage: Eukaryota; Viridiplantae; Chlorophyta; Mamiellophyceae; Mamiellales; Bathycoccaceae
Product: SKI-interacting protein SKIP, SNW domain
Exons: 6
Coding region: 1-858 (285 amino acids)
Biological process (GO): mRNA splicing, via spliceosome
Cellular component (GO): spliceosomal complex
Source: RefSeq, a predicted model, not a curated record
AUGUCAAGUUACCUUGCGCUCUACGGCGAUAUUCGUGCACGUAGACAACAGCCAGCUCUUGGUGACUGUGGUGCUUACCCGGAGAAGUUCGCCGCCGAAGCACUCGACGAACGCUUCGCAAGGGACGAUCGACGACUAGAAUCGACAAGCUUUCGCAAUGCGCUAACGGAACAUAAACGCCAAGUUUCGCUCCAACAGAAUGAAACGAACCUGAGACGGGAAAAAUUGUCCACACCCAAAACACUGGAACUAGAGAACAAGCAAGUUCGUGAUGCGAUACGGAGGCGUUUACUUCCGGGAAAUCAAAAUUUGAUCCAAACUCAUUCCGCAGAAUCACGAUACAUAAAAUAUGAGCCAACUGGAUCUAAAGAGCGUGUUGUCAAAGUCCAGCAGUUGCAACAAGACCCUCUCAAUCCACCACCAUUCCGAUUGAAAAAGGACCCAGGGGAGCCGAAUAAAGCUAUAGCAGCAGUCACUCAGAGUCCUCCACGCAAGCUUACUGAGGAAGAUAGAGAAGCAUGGAAGAUCCCUUCAUCUGUUUCUAACUGGAAAAAUUCAAAAGGUUACACGAUUCCACUCGACAAGCGUCUAGCUGCAGAUGGUAGAGGAUUGGUUGAUGUCAAAAUAAGUGACAACUUUGCCAAAUUUACAGAGGCAUUAUACGUCGCUGAGCAGUCGGCACGUAUCUCAGUUGAGACUCGUGCGGGCGUGCGCAAGCAACUUAAACAACAGGAACAAGUAUCACGAGAAAAGCGAAUUCGAGAAAUAGCGGCCCAGGCCUUGGAAACUGGUAGUGCUGGGGGGAAGUUGGAGGAUGAGUCUCAGGCGAGUUCGAGGCAUAAACGAGCGAAGAGAUAG